CCUUUUCCUCUCUUCCCAGUUCCAGCCGUCCGUCGAGCUUCGGUUUCUUUGUCUUUCUUCAUACCUAUCCCUGUUAUCUCCGUUGACCAACCUCGACGGCCUUCCUCCUGUCGACCACCACCGGACGCCUCGUAUUCACGGCUUUUCAUUCUUGCACGAUUGACUUUGUGGAUUGGCAGCCAUGGCCUGCUCACUUUGACUUCGAAAUCCUUGGCCACAGUAUCUACUGGCUUCAGGGAUAUCGAAGUCGUCCUCAAAGCCGUGCGUUUGGCUGCUUUCGGUCAAAGGAAGGGGGGAAAAAAAUUGAAAAAGAAAAGAGGAAAAAAAAAAAAAAAAGGCCAUCUGCAGCUCGCAUUGACAUUGUCUACCAGUGCACCGUUGUCCUGACGACCGAUUUCGUAAUACGCUCCCUCUGACACUUCUUCUCUCCACGGACACCAUUUCGUCGUUAUCUUCCAUCCUCUCAAAUACUGCGCUGAGGACUAGACUAUAAGCAUUCUUCUACUAAGUUGGAAGCAUGGAGCAAUCGUCGCCGCUGGCUGCCAUGCAGCCUCCUUCAGUGAUGCUUCGGCAUCAUUUCCGUUCAGAGGCUAAGGCAGGAUGUUCAUCGUUUCCUGCUGUGCGAAAGUUUGGGCCGGAUAGUUUUAAUUUUAGGGAUCUGUCCAUGAAGACGGGACACUCCGAUUAUUUCAACACGAAAGCUCUGAGAGGGUCUUCUCCAACAGUUAGCUUGGCAGCUGACCUUUCUCAGAAUUUUCACAUUGAUAAAAGUCCUCAGCUAGCAACGCCCCGAAGAUCCCUCUUCACGGCGAGCUUGUUUGGUCCUGAAAAUGGUCGUGACAACAUGACUACACCCCCGUUACCAUCGUCCUCGCCUGCCCCGAAUAUGGAAAUCAUGGAUAUGUCUCCUUUGCCUCACAAGAUACCAUACUGCCAUAACGCAGACUUGGAUCUAGAUUCCCCCACGACUGAGAUUUCUUUGGCGAAGUCGCAGCAAGUUCAUGCACAGCUUUCGUUAGAGGAUUCACCCAUGGACCUGGAACCGCCUGGACGUCCACAGAGACACAAGCCACCCAUUCUGAGGCCUUCUUUGAUGCGUUCUAAAGCUUACUCCUCUGGUGAUAAGGGCUCACUUGCGCCCCAACCACCACCCUUUAGAUUCGCAGCUGGCAGCAGUAAGCCGACCGCUUGUUCGUCUCUUUCUCUUUCUGAGAUGUUUGAACAAUCGCCUCCUCGAGAAUCAUCCCCAAGGUUUUUGACGUCUAUUUCAAUGGGCCCACCCCGUCCCCGUGCUCCUUUUUCUGGUGUGGUCGGGCAAUGCCGAUCAAAUGGCUCACCAGUAAACGGUAUACGCAAGAGCUCCAAUCCCUUUUGCCGACCUAGGAAACAAAGUAGAAGGUCACUCAGCAUGUUCGAGCACCCCGAAGAUAUUGUGAACCAGGAAGAGGACACGAUCAUGUCCAGCCCGGGCCUUCAACCCAUCGCGGAUAUUGACAGCCAACCAACACUACAGCUGCCGCAUUUUAUCCCAGAAGAUGGACCGGACCAGCUACCUCGCGUGGAGAGUAGUGUCUUAGUCGACAUAAUUAAUGGUAAAUAUAAUGAUUGCUAUGAUAAAAUAAUGAUCAUUGAUUGCCGUUUCGAAUAUGAGUACGAAGGUGGGCAUAUAAAUGGAGCUGUCAAUUACACAGACAAGGAACAUCUUGCCGCGGAACUCUUUGACCAAGAGCCGAAACCAAGUACGGCUUUGAUAUUUCACUGUGAAUACUCCGCUCAUCGCGCUCCCAUCAUGGCCAAAUAUAUUCGACACAGGGAUCGUGCAGUCAAUGUUGAUAUAUACCCCAAGCUGACCUAUCCGGAGAUGUAUAUUCUGAAUGGUGGAUACAGCUCAUUCUUUGCAGAGCACCGUGCUUUAUGCUACCCGCAAAACUACGUUGAAAUGUCAGCCAAAGAACACGAGUUCGCUUGUGAGCGUGGACUAGGCAAAGUCAAACAACGCUCCAAACUUUCUAGAGCCCAAACUUUUGCAUUCGGACAGAAUUCGCUUCAGAUUGAAGAAAGUCCGACUGGACGAUGCCGGCCUGUCGGUGAUCGUAGCUGUGACCCUGAUGCCCCCUUUGACCGCGACGUCGAGGUUACGCGGCUUCCUGGACGCCGCAUGUUCUCUUAUUGAGUUUUACCUUUAAGUCGUACCUUGUUCUGACAUAAAAAGGUGCUCCAUGAUUUACGGACUUUAUGCACCUUAACUUACCCAUCGUUGCCUGCCCGGUGUGGGUUACGAUAUCCCAAAGCCACCACUCUUUCACCCAUAUUUUCCUUUGUCUUCUCAUACCAUUUCUUACGAAGCUUCCCGCGAUUUCCUUAACGACCCCGACUGUUUUCAUUCCGCUGCCUUUGGGACAUUGCCGUCGGCGGAGUGACGAAUAGUUCAUGAUUUUAAUUUUAAUCCACGGCAUUACGCCAUCAACAAGCGCUCCUGCGAAUCCUCGGCAGCUCCUAUCGAUAUCUCACAAAAGGGAUCAUUUCAGCAACCCCCAACGAUGCAGCGAUAUUGAUCAAUAUUUUAGCCCAAUUAGCAUCUCACACAUCGCAUUUCGCCAUCGGUUUUCAUGAUAUGACCUCACCUAUUGUUUCCUUUGUAUUUCAAAAGCUUUCCCUUGCUUUCCUUCGCAUUUCCCUAUCUUGAGUCACCGAAAUUUUCUUCUUACGGAAUACGUCGAGAGUACAACCGUCGGAUACUAGCUUCUUUCCUGAGCGCUCCCUUUCUUGUCUGCCUGGAUAAGCAUCCAACUUUCCACUUUUUGACAUGUCGGAUAGGGCAGACUCCUGCGGGUAUGUUCAGCCUCUUAUUCCUCUGAAUUUCUGGUUCGAGUAUCGGCGUUGGAGGCCAUUUCCAUUUUUUUAGCCAGUGCGAGCAACACGUCGUGCCAACACAGGUUUGAACUAUCCAUUUCUUUCUUGUCAUGGUAACAAUUGGGACAGUCUGGUGGGCUGUUACGAAACUGCGUGAUCGGUUUUUGCCAGGCUUAUGACAUUGCAUGUCUGACAGAUUUCCUUACUUCAUCCCUAUAAACAAUACUUCAAAAUAGAAAUAUGAAAAAAAGAUCAAAACUUUUCUCAUA
This is a messenger RNA of Coccidioides immitis RS, 3122 nucleotides long. Its product is annotated as M-phase inducer phosphatase. Gene Ontology annotation, molecular function: protein tyrosine phosphatase activity. Bases 518 to 2173 code for a protein of 551 amino acids. Gene Ontology annotation, cellular component: cytoplasm; nucleus. The record is from RefSeq and is a predicted model, not a curated record. The transcript has 5 exons. Gene Ontology annotation, biological process: positive regulation of G2/M transition of mitotic cell cycle; positive regulation of G2/MI transition of meiotic cell cycle; G2/M transition of mitotic cell cycle. NCBI's taxonomy places the organism in Eukaryota, Fungi, Ascomycota, Eurotiomycetes, Onygenales, Onygenaceae.